Messenger RNA from Chara braunii, 955 nucleotides. The record is from the annotation of a GenBank genome assembly. Lineage: Eukaryota; Viridiplantae; Streptophyta; Charophyceae; Charales; Characeae.
GGCUCUAUGUGCCUCGCGUUUUUGCGUUUCGCACAUACUGCGUCCAGCUGUUUUAUUGUAUUUCCUUUCCUUCGUUCUUCAUUCUCCUUCACCUUCGUCUAUUCUCUGUUUUUCGCCAACCAUGAACUAUGGAGGACCUCGGGUUUGCCACCAUUGUAGGCAACCCGGUCAUUUCCUUAGGGAUUGCCCACUUCGGCAGGUCCCGAACGCCGCUGCUCUCUUAAGCGGCAAUGGAGGAGAUCAGGGAAGAGCGCCAGCACCACAGGACAAUGACGGAUUGCUCCCGGCUCAGAACGCUAUUGUGCCAUAUAGGCCGCCUACCGCGAAUGGAGGUCAAGGCGAAGGAGGUCGGUACAAUUAUCAAGGUGUGGGCCAAGCGCACGGUGGCCAACAGGGCCAAGGUUACGAGAACAAUCAAGGGUACGGCAACAAUUAUAGGACGGGGUACCAGCAGCGACCAAGAAACAACUGGUGGGGUGACAAUCCCGAGGAGGAGAGAGAUGAUCGAUUAGAACGAGUAUGGGGAUGGUACUCAAAAGAAAUGGAGACGAAGGACAAAGAAAGGCGUGCCAAGGAGGAGAAACAAAAAGAGGAAGAAGAGAAGAAGAAGAUCCAGGCUACGGAGGAAGAGCGAGCGAAGGCGAAACGGGAGCGGGAAGAGUUCGAGCAAUCCCUCGGCAAGAUGGUUCGUGACAAUAUGAAGGAUGUAUGCUCCGAAGUUAUCGGAAAGAAGGCUAGCACUAGCCAGGAUACCACUGCUGGACGAGAUGAUGUGGCUAGAGGAGAGGAAGCAAGACAGGAGGAUACCCGACGGAAGCAGCAAGAAGAUCGAUGGAGCGGGAGGAUUCGUAGCCAGAGCACAGCUCGAGAAACAAAGGCUUGAUGAAUUGGAGAAGUUAAGGAGAGAGAAAGACGAUCUGCUGCGCAUGGCGUCCGGGAAGGCCAGCAGAGAACU